This is a messenger RNA of Maniola jurtina (meadow brown), 447 nucleotides long. RefSeq names its product protein apnoia (gene apn). The coding region runs from base 1 to 447 and encodes 148 amino acids. Lineage: Eukaryota; Metazoa; Arthropoda; Insecta; Lepidoptera; Nymphalidae. The record is from RefSeq and is a predicted model, not a curated record. The transcript is spliced from 3 exons.
AUGUGUAGAAUGUUUGGAGUGUUAUCCUUGGCCUACGUUGCUAUUUUCUUGUUAACUUUAGUGCAUUGUGAGGAUGUAUCGACCUCAGGGCUUGUGGAUUUUAUAAGCAAAGAUAACAACGUCGGCCGUACGUUUGGACACAAUGCUCUGAAACGCCUCUCAUUCAUUUUCCUCCCCGUAAUGUUCACACUGGGAGUCAUCUCCACCCUCUUGAUGGCUCUAGCUGUCAUCUCUGUGAAGAACCUAGCAAUCGGUGUUGUGCUCCUGAUCGUAGCUGUUAGCCAGGCCGUUUCGAGGCUAUUUUCUGCAGCGGCACCUGCACCCUUAGUGUUCCACCCACGGGCUGAGCUCCUGCCAGCGCCUGCUUUGCCUGCUCCAUGGCCUCCAACAGGCCCUCUCCUAUCGCCGUGGGGCAGAUCCGACAACGAUGCUACGAUAUCUGACUAA